Molecule: messenger RNA, 1657 nt
Organism: Hibiscus syriacus
Lineage: Eukaryota; Viridiplantae; Streptophyta; Magnoliopsida; Malvales; Malvaceae
Product: mannose-1-phosphate guanyltransferase alpha-like
Exons: 15
Coding region: 143-1390 (415 amino acids)
Biological process (GO): biosynthetic process
Cellular component (GO): cytoplasm
Source: RefSeq, a predicted model, not a curated record
CAAAGUUUGUUAAAACUGUCACCAAAUCCAACUACUCCUUUCACGGUCCAAACCAAAAUCCCAAUCUCGCUUCACUAAAACUUGAUUUCCCAAUCUUCUCUAUAACUAAGGAUUUGUUUCAGAAGAUCUAGGGUUUUUGCAAAUGGAGAUUUCAGAGCAGAAAGUGGUUGCUGUUAUCAUGGUCGGUGGACCCACAAAAGGGACCAGAUUUAGGCCUUUAUCAUUCAAUACUCCAAAGCCUUUGUUCCCUUUAGCAGGUCAGGCUAUGGUUCAUCAUCCAAUUUCUGCUUGUAAACGGAUACCGAACUUGGCUCAAAUUUUUCUAAUUGGAUUUUAUGAGGAGAGAGAGUUUACAUUAUACGUCUCUUCGAUCUCUAAUGAGUUAAAAAUACCAGUGAGAUAUUUGAAAGAGGAUAAACCCCAUGGUUCAGCUGGUGGCCUCUAUUACUUCAGGAAUAUUAUCAUGGAAGACAACCCAUCGCAUAUCUUCCUGCUGAAUUGUGAUGUUUGUUGCAGUUUUCCGUUGACAGACAUGCUUGAGGCUCACAAAAGAUACGGUGGGAUGGGAACGGUGUUAGUAAUCAAGGUUUCUGCGGAAACAGCUAAUCAGUUCGGUGAGUUGGUUGCUGACCCGAUCACGAAAGAGCUACUGCACUACACUGAGAAACCCGAGACUUUUGUAAGCGAUUUAAUUAACUGCGGUGUUUACAUCUUUACACCCGAUAUCUUCACUGCCAUUCAGGAAGUCUCCACACAUCGAGAAGACCAAGCUAAUUUACGCCAUUUGUCAACCUUUGACGCACUGCAAUCUUUGACAAGGGCCUUUCCCCUUGAUUUUGUUAGAUUGGAUCAAGAUAUUUUGUCCCCAUUUGCGGGAAAGAAGCAGUUAUAUACUUAUGAAACCAUGGAUUUCUGGGAACAAAUCAAAACUCCGGGGAUGUCUUUAAAAUGUUCUGGUCUUUAUCUUUCUCAAUUUCGGUUAACUUCCGCUGAUCUAUUGGCUGGUGGAGAUGGAAGUAAAAGUGCUUUGAUUGUUGGCGAUGUUUAUGUGCAUCCCUCAGCAAAAAUACAUCCGACAGCAAAGAUUGGCCCCAAUGUCUCUAUUUCGGCAAAUGUUCGUAUAGGAGCUGGGGCAAGGCUUAUAAAUUGUAUUGUUUUGGAUGAUGUCGAAGUUCAGGAAAACGCUGUUGUUAUUAAUUCUAUUGUCGGAUGGAAGUCGUCUAUAGGGAAGUGGUCUCGUGUCCAGGCUGAUGGAGACUACAAUGCAAAGCUUGGAAUUACUAUCCUUGGAGAGGCUGUAAUUGUAGAAGAUGAAGUUGUUGUGAUCAGUAGUAUCGUUCUUCCGAAUAAGACCCUUAACUUAAGCGUGCAAGAUGAGAUCAUUUUGUGAGAUCGGAGAUGUCUUUCCAACGAAGUCCUUACUUUUAAACUUUCUUCCUUGUUUCACUACUAGCAUCGCCAACUAGCAGCAACUAUUGCCAUACAAGAAACUUUGUGCCCGAUUUUCGAGACGCAUCAAGCUCCGGUAGCAGCGAAGGCUUCUACAAAGUAAAUGUAACGUAAUGAAGGUUCCUACCAUAUCUGAACGGCUCAAAAAAAAAGUACUUCAAAUGGAUACGAAGAUUUAGGGAUCUCGAUGUUGCUUAUUUACAUUUGU